This is a messenger RNA of Candidozyma duobushaemuli, 2547 nucleotides long. It is a transcript of the gene SPT5, whose product is annotated as transcription elongation factor. The record is from RefSeq and is a predicted model, not a curated record. Gene Ontology annotation, molecular function: mRNA binding. NCBI's taxonomy places the organism in Eukaryota, Fungi, Ascomycota, Pichiomycetes, Serinales, Metschnikowiaceae. The coding region runs from base 1 to 2547 and encodes 848 amino acids. The transcript has 2 exons. Gene Ontology annotation, cellular component: DSIF complex. Gene Ontology annotation, biological process: regulation of DNA-templated transcription elongation; transcription elongation by RNA polymerase II; transcription elongation-coupled chromatin remodeling.
AUGUCGGAGGAAAAGGCCACCACUAUGAGAAGUGGAUCCUCUUCUCCAGUUGGAGCUGCCCAAAGCGGUGAAAAACGUGCUCGUGAAUCUCAUGACAAAAACUCACAGCACGAAGAGUCUUCUCGGCCUCACGAUAGUGAAGCAGACGCCCAGCAAAGCGAUGAUAAUGAUGAGGACGAGUCGAACGAGCGUGAGGAUAAUCUGAUUGAUGAUGAAGAUGCUGAGGACGAUGAAGAUGAUCUGCCAAAAAAGAAGAAGAGAAGAAGAGCAAACCAGUUCCUUGAUAUCGAAGCUGAAGUUGAUGAUGAGGAGGAAGAUGAACUUGAUGAAGAUGAUGAGGAGGCUGAGCUCUUACGUGAACAAUUUAUCUCUGAUGACCAUGUUGAAAAGUCAGAAGGUGAGCCAACCCGCCCUGACGAUGAUCGUCUUCAUAGGCAAUAUGAUCAACGCCGCCAACAAGCUGAAGACCAAGAUGCAGAAGAACUUGCCGAGACUUUAAAGCAACGUUAUAGAAAAUCUCAUACCGCUUACCGUGGAGACACUACUGCAAGUGGAACUGUUUCGCAAAAGUUAUUGAUGCCAUCCAUCAACGACCCUGCCAUUUUCGCAAUCCGUUGUUCCCCAGGGCGUGAAAAGGAUCUCGUGAGAAAACUUUACGAGAAGAAGCGGACAUUGGCACGUUCGGGCCGGCCUCUCGAUAUCCUCACAGUUUUUCAAAGAGACGCUUUCAAGGGUUACAUUUACAUCGAAGCGAAAAAACCGGAAGCAAUUGAACGUGCAUUGACUGGUAUGGUUAACAUAUAUGCGAAGCAAAGGAUCAUAGUUCCAGUCAGCGAGUAUCCUGAUUUGCUCAAACAAGUGAAAUCUUCCGAUGUCGAGAUUGUUCCGGGAAUUUACGUUCGUAUUUCGAGAGGAAAGUACAAAGGAGACCUAGCAAUUGUUGAUAACUUAUCGGAGAAUGGACUUGAGGUUCGUUGUAAGUUGGUGCCUCGGCUCGAUUACGGCAAGAAUGACGAAUUCGAUUCCAAUGGAAGAAGGGUGAAACUGAAAAGCAGGCCAAUGCAACGCCUUUUCAAUGAGCAAGAAGCCCGUAUGUACGAUGCUGAGCAUUUACAGCCGGGCAGAGGGGUAAGAAGUUUCAUCUACCGCGGCGAAGAAUACGUCGAGGGCUUCUUAAUGAAAGAUUUCAAGUUACAGUUCAUUCAAACAAAGGAUGUGCAGCCCAAGUUGGAGGAUUUGGAUAGAUUUCAAACAGGUAACACGGAUGAGGAUGGACUUGAUCUUGCAGCUGUCGCAGCUUCCCUAAAAGGAAAAUCUCUGGAUGGAGAUUCCUCCAAUGCUUUCCAACCGGGUGACAAGGUCGAGGUCAGAAGAGGCGAGCAAGCCAAAACAGUGGGUAAGGUUCUUAACGUUUCCCUCAAUGAAGUCCAAAUUAUAGUGCUUGAUAGCGGUGAUCGCCAAUUUGUAAAUCAAGAAUUGACUGUUCCCGCCACAGACCUCAGGAAGGUUUUUGCAUCAGGUGACCAUGUAAAAGUCAUUGAUGGUGUCCAUACCGAUGAGACUGGUCUUGUCAUCAAAAUUGAUGGAGAUUCAGUGGUGUUUUUGAGUGACCAGACUAAGCAAGAUGUUCGAGUAUUCGCUAAUUACUUGAUAAAGGCCACAGACUCCUCAUCAACAACCGAUUCCGUCAACAGCAAAUAUGAUAUCAAGGAUUUGGUUCAACUUAAUGCUUCCACAGUUGGUGUGAUUGUGAAGUCAGAGAAAGGCUUGUUCGAAAUAUUGACAGCCGAUUCACGUUCUGUCACGGUAAAACUGACAGGUAUCGCAUCAAAGUUGAAUUUGACGAGACGUGAGCAAGUCGCUACAGACAGAAACGGUCUGACAAUCAAGGUUGGCGACACAGUGAAGGAGCUUGGAGGCGACAAAAGAAAAGAGGGAGUUGUUUUGCACAUCUACAAGAAUUCUAUUUUUGUUGAAUCUCAUGAGAUUCAAGAAAACCUAGGUAUUUUUGUCACCAAUGCUUUGAAUGUCGGGACAAUCUCCACCAAAAACUCAAUGAUUUCCAAAUCUCUUGGACCUGAUUUGACUAGCAUGAAUCCAAAUGCCAAAUUACAGACCCCAUUGAUUGCUCCAGGUAUUAAAGGAAAGGUUGGUGGCAGAGACAAGCUACUUUACAUGGAUGUUAUCAUCAACAAUGGAAACCAUAAGGGCCUCAUGGGAAAAGUCGUUGAGACUGAUGACAUGGACGCUCGUAUCGAGUUGCACACCAAAGCAAAAAAAGUGAAGGUUAACAAGACAAAAUUAAGCGUAAUUGUUCGUGGGGAAUACAUCCCUUACCUUCGCUUUAUCGGAGCUUCCGACAGUGGUUCGUCAACCUGGGGAGGCAAUGGUGGCAACGGAGCAUCAUCUGCUUGGGGCUCCAAGGGUAAUUCAUCCACCUGGGGCCAAAAGGAUGGAAGCAAUUCAAAUUGGGGUUCCGGUCAGGGAAGUUCUUCAACGUGGGGCAACUCCAACAACCAGCAGGCUUCCGGAUGGAAGAAUAGCUAA